AUGUCGCAGAAAGAGCGACCUGUGAUUUGCCUGCUCCUGCAGCGACAGAACGAUCACCCGUUGGUAGAGGAAUGUCCAAUAGCUGCACGAAUUGGAGACUUGUGUUUGUUUCUCGGUGGAGCAAUCGCUGCGCAAGACGAAGCAUUCCUGGAGGCUAAUGAUAUUCAAGCAGUUAUUGCAUUGGGCACUGGCAAUCUGAUUGGCAAGCCAUGUGACGUGUUACUGAUCGAUAUCCUCGAUAUGGAAGACGAGCUCCUCUUGCCUCACUUUCGAGAGUGCAUCCACUUUUUGAACAAGCACUUGGACAAUGGGGCGGCGGUGCUUGUGCAUUGCGUCCAUGGCCAAUCACGCAGUGCUGCUAUCUGCGUAGCGUAUCUGAUGGCUACACAAGGUCAAACACUACUAGAGGCGUAUGAUGCCGUGCAACAAGCUCGCCAAUGCAUCUCCAUUAAUCCCGGUUUUCUACGGCAACUGGACUUGUUUGAAAGGAUGGGACAUGACUCGGAGGUUAUGGGCAUCACAUCUGCGCAUGCCGAAUUGAGAACGAUGAUGGUGCGACGACAGCGAAUGAAGACGGGAAUAGCAGAUAUCGUUGCUAGUCCGCAAGCCAUAAGACCCGGCCAGUCGGCAUGCUGCCGAAAAUGCAACUACGUGUUGUGUACGACGAGGAAUCAGGUACCGCAUUUAGACUCGGAUGAAGCAAUCAGCGGCGAAGCCUGUGCCGGAAUCUUUAUUGAACCAAUGUCGUGGAUGAUGAGUCAGUCUAGCUUUAUCAGUCGCAACGAUGGCAAACUGCUCUGUCCGUCAUGCAAAGCCAAACUUGGCUCGUGGAACUGGAUCGGUGUCAAAUGCAACUGCAAACGCUUCGUCGCCCCAGCGUUUCAGUUGGUUCCGAGUAAGACGCAGCAGCGUACGCUUUAG
This is a messenger RNA of Peronospora belbahrii, 921 nucleotides long. The record is from the annotation of a GenBank genome assembly. Lineage: Eukaryota; Oomycota; Peronosporomycetes; Peronosporales; Peronosporaceae.